This is a messenger RNA of Anopheles aquasalis, 1759 nucleotides long. It is a transcript of the gene morgue, whose product is annotated as modifier of rpr and grim, ubiquitously expressed. Gene Ontology annotation, molecular function: protein binding. The record is from RefSeq and is a predicted model, not a curated record. Lineage: Eukaryota; Metazoa; Arthropoda; Insecta; Diptera; Culicidae.
CAAACAUCUGGGCGAUAUUUGCGAUUUUCCGCGGGUUUUCCGAAUCGUUUUUCCUUGAUCGUAGCGUUUGUUGGAACUUUCAUUUACGUUCAGUCUCAUGCAGUUUCAACCGUAGUGGUGGUACAUUUUAUUUCAAAGAGCAUUUUCCUUUGUUCGCCGAGAGCAAUCCGGAAAAUUGUUGCCGAUGGCGGCCGGCUGUAGCAAAUCGUUCGCCUCAAAAUACGACGAAGAACUGCACUUUGACUUUGAAUAUGCAGAGUUUUGCAGAAACUUUGAAUUCUCCAACUCAUCGACGUGUUGGAUUUGCAACGGAUACUACGGUCCCAGCUACGGUGAACCACUCUGCGGAACGUGCCAUGCGUUUAUCUUCCCGAACCAUCCGGAGGGGGCCGCCGAGAAUCUCGUUACGCAGAUGUCGGAUGACGAAGACUCCGGCAAUGAUGAACCCCCGGAAAACGGUUCCGAAGCGAGGGACCCGUCCGAUGAAGAUCCUGACGAUGACGAACGCGAGCGACCCCGACCCUCGGCACCCCGCAAUCUUGGACAAUAUUUGGACAUGCUUUCACAGCCGCAUGAUUCGGAUGACUCACAGCAGAACAUUUGCGACAUGCCGGUCGAAGUGUUGCUAACCAUUUUCGCUCAUCUAGAUGAUCUCUCGUUGUGGAACGCGAGUGAAGUGUGCAAACAAUGGAAACGCAUUCUCGAGGUGCACGUUCCACAACUGAUGUGGAAAAAGUACACCAAGGAACGGUGGCCACUUUUCCAACAGAUCUCCACUAUACCGAACUGGCUGCAUAUGUACGGUGCGCUGAUGAAUUCCUGCUUCUGCCGUACCUGCCUGCUGCAGAUGGCACUAAAGACUCCGAUGCGUGGCCGAAUGAAUCACAUCCGGGCGAAUCGAUUACGGAGCGACAUUCGUUCGCUAGAUCGUGAUGCUACGGAAGGAAUCGAUGCGGUUGCACUGGACAAUCAGUUAUUUCACUGGCAGGCAUCGAUUCUCGGACCGGCAGGAAGUCCGUAUGAGGGUGGAAAAUUUUUCCUGUACAUCGUCAUUCCACCCUCGUACCCCAUGCUACCCCCGCAGGUUCGCUUUUUGACCAAAAUUGUACAUCCAAACGUUUCACGACACGGUGACGUGGGAAUCGACAUCAUCCAGCACAACUGGUCCCUAGCGCUAACUAUCUCCAAGCUGCUGCUGUCCGUACAGAGCCUUCUAACAGACCCGUACACACAGAUUUGCAUGGAACCGGAGCUUGGCCGGUUGUACGAAAACGAUAGGCCCAAAUUUGAAGCCUUAGCACGCCGCUGGACGUGGAAAUACGCCAUGUAUGAGGUAUUGCCACCCCUGGAUGGUGCGAAGUAAGUAGGCAGCAGUACCGUACCUAGCUGGUUUGUUGGACGUGCAACGCUACCAAUGAACGUGAACGAUAAAAUACGACAUUCUGUACAUAGCCACGGUUCCGUUCGUGCGAAUAAGGCUUUGUGCUUCGCAUAAAAAUCUGACUCUUGUAUAUUGCGUGAGCCUAUCAAUGUGAUUUGGUAAGCUACAACUCGGCACAAACUAUGAAUUUCCUAAACAAUAAUUGUAGCGAUUCUCAUCCGCCAUCUACUGUGACCAGCAUCUAGCAGCAGGAUAUUUGAAUUCUCACAUAAAAAAAGUAUUCAAUGCAUGAUCGGUGGGCCAAUAAAGAAUAUCGAUUGACAAACGCAACGUGUACGCCGCAUAUAUUCUGCGGCUACAAGCCUUUCCAAAAUCAAA